Messenger RNA from Sphaeramia orbicularis (orbiculate cardinalfish), 4059 nucleotides. RefSeq names its product cadherin-18-like. Gene Ontology annotation, cellular component: adherens junction; plasma membrane; catenin complex. Gene Ontology annotation, biological process: cell-cell adhesion mediated by cadherin; cell-cell junction assembly; calcium-dependent cell-cell adhesion. The record is from RefSeq and is a predicted model, not a curated record. Bases 85 to 2325 code for a protein of 746 amino acids. Lineage: Eukaryota; Metazoa; Chordata; Actinopteri; Kurtiformes; Apogonidae. The transcript has 10 exons. Gene Ontology annotation, molecular function: beta-catenin binding; calcium ion binding; cadherin binding.
CACUCAAACUCUGACAAGGGUGACGGCUCUGUGCGCUACAUCCUGUCCGGAGAAGGGGCCGGUUCUAUUUUCAUCAUUGACGAGAUGACUGGUGACAUCCACGCCGCCAAGAGCCUGGACCGCGAGAGGAAGUCCCAGUAUGUUCUACACGCCAGGGCCAUCGACCGCUGGACCAACCGCUCUUUGGAGACGGAGUCCGAGUUCAUCAUCAAAGUUCAGGAUGUCAAUGACAACGCCCCGACCUUCCCAGAUGGACCUUUCUCGGCCUCUGUACCAGAGAUGUCCGAUAUUGGGACGUCUGUUUUCCAGGUGACAGCAUCGGAUGCAGAUGACCCGACCUAUGGGAACAGCGCCAAGAUAGUUUACAGCAUCCUGGAGGGACAGCCCUAUUUCUCCGUUGACCCUAAGACAGGUGUGAUCCGUACAGCCAUGUCCAACAUGGACCGUGAGACCAGGGACCGCUACGCCGUGGUGAUCCAGGCCAAAGACAUGGCGGGGUCGGUGGGAGGACUCUCCGGAUCCACUACCAUCAACAUCACCCUAACAGACGUCAAUGACAACCCUCCCAAGUUCCCACAGAAGAGCUACCAGCUGUACGUUACCGAGCUGGCUCCGCUGGGGAAGGCUGUGGGUCGCAUCAGAGCCACUGAUGAAGACCAAGGACAGAAUGCUGAGAUGACCUACAGCAUCACCAACGCAGAGGCAGCUGCGAUCUUCUCUAUCAGCACUGACGAAAGCCACAGGGAGGGAAUCAUCUCCCUCAAGCAGCCUCUGAACCAUGAGAAGAGGAAAGUUCACACACUGAACAUCGAAGGAGCCAACACCCACCCAGACCCACGCUUUUCCCACCUGGGACCGUUUAAGGACACCACGUCUCUGCAGGUCAUUGUGGGCGACGUGGAUGAACCCCCAGUCUUCUCUAUGGAUUAUUACAUCUUGGACGUGUAUGAAAACUCUCCUGCCGGAACUCAGGUUGGCACCGUAACGGCAGUGGAUCCCGAUAGUACCAACAGCGCUGUCAGAUACUUCAUAGAGAACGAGGAGGAGAGGCCUCUGUAUUUCACCAUCGGAGUGAACAGCGGUAUCAUCAGGACCAGUCAGGUUCUGGACCGGGAGGAGACGGCGUGGCAUAAUAUUACCGUGAUGGCUGCAGAGGUUGAUAACCCUCGUAUGAUGACUCACGUCCCCAUCACUAUCCAAGUCCUGGAUGUCAAUGACAACAUACCAUCCAUCUCUGGAGGCAACAAUGCUGUCAUAGCGUGUGAAAGCACCAAAAUUGGACAGGUGAUUCAGACGAUUCGAGCUGCAGAUCGGGACAACUUUGCAAAUGGAAAAUUCUCCUUCCGUGUGCCUCCAGAGCUUCCAGCGAAUCCUAAUUUUACCAUCAGAGACAAUGGAGACAACACUGCCAGUAUAGUGUCCCGGCGGCGUGAUGGGUUCAGUCAGGACAGGGACCAGCAGUUUUUCAGCCUGGUUCUGGUGGUGGCUGACGGCGGGGAGCCUCCUCUCAGCAGCACCGCUACCCUCCACAUCAGGGUGUGUGUUUGUCAGAGGAACACCAGGGGGCGCAACGGUAACAACGUGUGCCAGGCCCAGGCGUUCCUGUCCUCGGCUGGCCUUAGCACUGGGGCUUUUGUGGCCAUACUGCUGUGUAUUGUCAUAUUGUUAGCCAUAGUGAUGCUUUUCACCCAACUUCGGAAUAAGAAAGCGAGCAAAGAGCCCCUGAUUCUCUCUGAAGAGGACAUCAGAGAAAACGUGGUGACGUACGACGACGAAGGAGGUGGGGAGGAGGACACGGAAGCCUUCGAUAUUACCGCGCUUCGAAAUCCCAAGGCCUCCGAGCCGCGCAGGAAGUACCACACCUACUGUGACCGUGGACACAGUCCGUACGAAGAGGAGGAGGUCGAAGAAGACGAGGAAGAGGGGAUUGUGGUGAUACGGAGGAGAAAAGCGCGGGAGGCGGAUUACAGGAGCUACAGUCCGGAGUCGGAACCAGCAUGGUUUGUCAUUGACUGCGUCCCUCGAGAGAUCAGCCAGUCGGCGCCCUCGCUUCUGCUGGACGGUCACGAUAUCAUCCAGCAGAUCAUCCAUCAGAAGGUAGCUGAGGCAGACUCGGAUACACGAGGCCCACCGUAUGACUCCCUCCAAACAUACGCCUACGAAGGCCACGGGUCCUUGGCCGGAUCAGUCAGCUCUCUAGGGCUGACCGCUGCUUUCCCUGAGUUAAAUUAUGCUGACCUGGAAGACUGGGAGCCAGAGAGGCAAACUCUGGAACAAAUUAUCGGAGAGCAGCUGGCUACAGACCAGGUUAUCCCUGACUCUUAAAGGACGACCAUCAGAGGGUUUUUCCUUUUCUUUUUUUGUUAAAAAAAACACCUUGGGCCAGAUUUCCUGAAGCAGAAUGCUUUUACAUGUGCCGGUGAAACCAAGGUACAAAAAUGCAUAAUUACACAUGUGAUAUGUGAAAUCAGAGGAUAAGAAAAGCCAUUUAUAUGUAACAGGAGAGAAAAAACACAUAGGAGGCUGUGGGGGGGGGUAUCAGGUGUUAGAGUGAGGGACAAGAUGCAAAUUAGGAGACAACUAGUGUUUUAAAAUGCCUGGUCCAUUUGCAUACAGUUUGCUCCCUCUGCUCUGCUUGUUAGGUGCGUUUGUGAAAAAGGUACAUCCAGCCAUGGCAAAUAAGACUCUGGUCUUAAUCCACAUUGUUGCUGAAAUUCUAGGCAUGUCAAAACACUGGCGAGCAAACCUGGAGAUAAAUACCAAAUGAGUUUUGAAUAUGGUUUCACAGGGUUCAAGACCAAGGUCACCACUCAUUGUUUGGCUCGACUAAAGUUUGUUUUUCAGAAGAGGAACUUUUAUGCUGACCAUGAUUGAAAUGAUACCCAGAAAUAAUGAGCAAAACAAACAACCAGGUCAUCAAAAUGAUGCCAUUGUAUAUUUCUGCCAAACACGACAACAUAUAUAAGCUCAGUCAAGAUAUGUCUCAUAUGGAUUCUACUGAUAGACAAUGGCAUUUUGAGGAAAAAAAAGAUAUAAUAACAACUAUUACUAUACAUUUUAUUAUUAUGUUGAGAUAUUGACAGCGCAUGGUUAGGUUUAAAGAUAACCAAGGCUUGGUCUAAUUCAGAAAAACCACAAAGAUUUUAUAAACAGCCCUAAAAACACAACAGAAAUGCCGUUUAUCUGUAAUGAAACUGCAUUGCCAAUUAUAUUUGUUUCCAUUCCACUUUCAGUUUUGCAAACAAAUGUAGUCUGUGCCUUCAUUUUGUCACAAGGAAAACUUAUUUCUCAUUGAUCCAUGAAUGUUUCACUAGUCAGUGGAGUUAGCAUCAUGGUGCACAUUACAUUUUUAGGUGUGGUAAAGGUUAAAACAUUGUGGUUUGACAUUGGAUCUUUCCUUAAAUCUAAGUUCUUUCAAUAUUUACACCUCACACUCUAAAUUUUCAUAAUAUUCUGGUCAAAACUACAGGGGUGAAUAAGGACUGGAUCCAACCAAAGCACCUUUAUAGCCUAAACCCAAAAACUAAUGGUCAUCAGAACCAAAUUCCAGUUUCUGGUGGCUACUAUCCAAUCUGCUUCCUGCUUUGUGAGGAAAUAAUAAAAAGUGGCAGAUCCUUAUAUUUCUAAUAACAUUGAUAUUAUUCAUAUUUGCAGUUGGCAGGAAUGUACAAAGGUUACAAUUUAUUCUGGUGACCGGGUCGAAAACCUCUGAUGUUCCAACCUGGAAAGCACACAAAUUAGAAAAAAAAAAACUUGAGACAAGGCCAAAGAAUUCACCUGAACAUUGAUUUGGAAACAGAUUCAUUUUUCUUACGUACAAAUUCUGUAAAAAGCAAGAAGUCAGCCUUCACUUUCAAGGUGUGAUUUAUACACAGGAGACUCAACUGACCACUUUUAUAAGGACAGCUAAACCAGAUUCUACUUUCAGGAACAUGCUCUGAGGCUACAAACCACCGAUCUGUAAAGAUUAACAGUGACCAUUAAAAGGAAAUAGUCUUUUUCCCUGACACCGAAACAAACCAUAUUUAUUUUAUUUGGUAUUGAUUUGUUUGCACAUUU